GUCAAGGACUGGUGGAUCCUUAUUCCCUGGGGUGAUGGAUGAGAGAGAUGUGAAUGGUGGCGAUGGGAGGCACUUUGAUGAUGGGGUUUUUGACUUCACUGGUGAUAUUGAUUGUAUUAGUAAAAUUAGGGUUGAAAAGGACACUAAACAUUUGACUACUGAGAGGCAUAAGAGAGUUCUUCUCAAUGACAAAUUCAUGGCUUUGAGGAGCUUGGUUCCUAACUCCACCAAGAAAGAUAGAGCCUCGGUUGUGGGAGAUGCUAUCGAAUACAUAAACGAGCUUCAGAGGACAGUGAAUGAGCUAAAAGUGUUGGUGGAGAAGAAGAGAUGUUGUAAGGAGAGGCUCAAAAGGGCCAAAAUAGAAGAUGAUACCAUGGAGGGGAAUAUUGACACACAGUCUGUAGAUGAUAUGAAGCAGCCUUAUAAUGCCUCAUCCUUAAGAAGCUCAUGGCUCCACAGGAAAUCGAAGAACACCGAGGUGGAUGUGCGCAUUGUGGACGAUGAAGUUACUGUCAAGCUUGUUCAACAGAAGAGAACCAAUUGCUUACUCCUUGUAUCAAAGGUUCUUGAGGAGCUUCAGCUUGAUCUUGACCAUGUUGCUGGAGGCCUAAUUGAGGAUUACUAUAGCUUUUUGUUCAACUCUAAGAUCUGUGAAGGUUCGAUUGUAUAUGCGAGUACGAUAGCUAACAAGCUUAUCGAAUUUGUGGACAAGCAGUAUGCAGCAAUUCCACCAACUAAUAGCUAUUAUGCAUGUAUACAUGUAGGAGUCUUUUAAUUAUAAUAUAGCACUUUUUUAGUACUUAUUUUGAUCUAAAACAGUAUUGAGAAUAACAACUAAUUAAUUAUUGAAUUGGGAAUUAUGCUUUAUUUUGACUGGUAUAGACAGCAGAAGAUUGAUCUGAAUAGUAAGUUGCAGUUUUACUCCAG
This is a messenger RNA of Olea europaea var. sylvestris, 927 nucleotides long. Its product is annotated as transcription factor bHLH91-like. The coding region runs from base 35 to 775 and encodes 246 amino acids. Lineage: Eukaryota; Viridiplantae; Streptophyta; Magnoliopsida; Lamiales; Oleaceae. The record is from RefSeq and is a predicted model, not a curated record. Gene Ontology annotation, molecular function: protein dimerization activity. Gene Ontology annotation, biological process: anther wall tapetum development; regulation of DNA-templated transcription. The transcript is spliced from 3 exons.